UUAAAAUAUAAAAAUUAUAAGUAAAAUUUUAUUUUUUUUAUGUUAAUAAACAACAAAAUAGUAAUUAUUUGUUCAAAUAUUAUUAUAAAUUAAAUAACGAAAGCUAUUAGUAAAGUUUUUUAUGUUUAAAAGUUGUAUAAUUAACAAAAUUUAUAGUUUGCUUACCCCCGUGUAUCUUAGAUAAGUUUUAGCAUAAGUUUUAAUGCUUACACAGCGUUUCUUCUCUUUUCUUCAUAAAAAACGAAGACAAACUUCGGGGAGUUGUUUAAGUUAAUCAAGUUAGAGUAAUGCAUUACGAAAUUAACUGUGCUGUAAAAUAUAUUGUAAGCAAAAUUAAAGAAUACUCAUCUUUAUUAAACGAGGAGCAACUUGAAAAAUUUGAAAGUCGUUUAAAUCAGUUACUAAAAGAAAAAUACGAAAGUCAUUGGUAUGAAGAUAAGCCUAUGAAGGGAAGUGCGUUUAGAUGUAUAAAUAUAAGCGUAGAAGAUAAUUCAGUAGAUUCAGUAUUGAGAAAAGCUGCUGAAGAAGUUAGUUUAAAUUCUCAAAAUUUGCUUGAAAUUUUUAAUGAUGGUUUAGCUUUAUGGGUUGACCCUAAUGAUGUUUCUUGUCGUCUUGGAAAGGGAGCAAUAUUUCCUGUCUACAAGAAAAUUGCUGAACGAAAGUCAAAACCUCUAAAUUCUAACGCCCCUGAAUUCAGCUUGAAACAAAGACCAAGAUCAACAUCACCACCAAUUACUUUUAAUAACAAAGACUUUUAUGUUAAAACAAGAUCUUUAACGCCACCUGGUUUUAGUUCAACUGAUGUCACGAUUGAGAAUAUCUCGAUUCCUACUUCUUCUACUUCUAAAGAUACGGACAUUCAUAAACUAUGGGACUCUAUUCCAAACAAAACUUACCCUAUUGCUGGCAGUAGUUAUUCAGGACAUUAUCUUAAUAACUCACAAGUUAAAAAUGUUCCUGUUUCGAGUUUGUAUUUUAAUGGUUCUGAUAAUAUUUCUACAGCACAAAAUUCAUAUAUUGAUCAAUCGCAUCAGUCUGUUUCUUACAGGCAAGGAGAUUCAAGUUACUUAUUUAAUCAAUACAGCAGUUAUUAUAAUCCGAGUUAUUGGAAAAAGAAUAUUGGCCCAUUGUACAAUCAACCAUUAAAUCUACAACAAGAUGAUCAAACAUACCAACGUUACCACUGGUCACGUAACAAAAUUCCUGGUAAUAUGAGCUCAGUUUAUUCUACUGCACGUGCUCAAGAAGUAUUUUAAAAUAAAGUUUUUACAAUUAGUUAUAGUCUAUAUUAGACAAAUCGCUUUUCAAUUACAAUUCAUAAUGUAGUUAUAUUGGAAAGUAAACCUUUGUAAUUGCUGAAUACCUUUUUAGAAUUUUCUUUCAUUAGAAUAUAUAUGUGUGUGUGGAAUUAUAAGCAAAUUUGUUGCUUUUAUAGCACUCACACAAAUAUGUUUGUAUUUUUUGUGCCUUGAGAAAUAUUGUAACGUGUAUAUUUAAAAAUUAUUCUUGGUGCAUUUCUGUAAAUAAUAUAUAGUAAUAAGAUUUUUCCUAUUUUAUUUUUAGCGGAAUUUAUUGUGAAAUAACAGCUAUAGUAAUUUUGUUAUAAGAUGUGAAAAAGAAAUGUGUAUAAUUUUUAUUCUAUUAAAUAUAAGAGACAGUUAAGUCUAUUUUGUAUAUUUCACAACAGGAGUAAUUUCAGUUGUUAUUAUAAUAGAUAAAUUUGUAUUAAA
This is a messenger RNA of Hydra vulgaris (swiftwater hydra), 1730 nucleotides long. RefSeq names its product protein Tob2. NCBI's taxonomy places the organism in Eukaryota, Metazoa, Cnidaria, Hydrozoa, Anthoathecata, Hydridae. Gene Ontology annotation, cellular component: cytoplasm; nucleus. Gene Ontology annotation, biological process: negative regulation of mitotic cell cycle; negative regulation of cell population proliferation. The record is from RefSeq and is a predicted model, not a curated record.